UUCCUUCUUUUUUCCCUUCCUGCUCCCCAGCUGCUGUAGGGAAGCCCCCAAAGCUUCUCGGCAGAGCAGGGGAGUGCUGCCACCUUCCUCCCUGUUGGCCCAGCAGCUUCCACAGCGCGUGAUCCAUCGAGCGGAGGGGGAGAUGCCGGACGCCGCCGCCCACCUGCCCUUCUACUACGGCAGCAUCGCGCGCUCGGAGGCCGAGGAGCACCUGAAGCUGGGCGGGAUGGCGGACGGGCUGUUCCUGCUGCGGCAGUGCCUGCGCAGCCUGGGCGGCUACGUGCUCUCCAUGGUGUGUGACCUGCAGUUCUACCACUACCCCAUCGAGCGCCAGCUCAACGGCACCUACGCCAUCCUGGGGGGCAAGGCGCACUGCGGCCCCGAGGAGCUCUGCGAGUUCUACUCUAAGGACGCCGACGGGCUCUGCUGCCCCCUGCGCAAGCCCUGCAACCGCCCCAGCGGGGUGGAGCCCCAGCCCGGUGUCUUUGACAGCAUGAGGGACAACAUGGUGCGGGAAUACGUGCGGCAGACCUGGAAACUGGAGGGAGAUGCCCUAGAACAGGCCAUCAUCAGCCAGGCUCCCCAGGUGGAGAAGCUGGUGGCCACCACAGCCCACGAGAGGAUGCCCUGGUACCACGGCAACAUCAGCCGGGAGGAGGCGGAACGGAGACUCUACUCGGGGGCACAGCCUGAUGGGAAAUUCCUGCUGAGAGAAAAAAAGGAGAACCGUGCCUACGCCCUGUCCCUCGUCUAUGGCAAGACCGUGUAUCACUACCGGGUGGAUCACGAUAAAUCUGGGAAAUAUUCCAUUCCUGAAGGCACCAAAUUCGACACACUCUGGCAGUUGGUGGAGUACUUAAAACUCAAACCAGAUGGGCUGAUUUUCUACCUGAGGGAAGCCUGCCCCAACCCCAACAUGCCAGCCUCUGCAGCACCAGUUCCACCCACACACCCCUCCGUGAGCAGAAACCUGGGCCCUCUCAAUGCAGAUGGAUACACCCCAGACCCUGUUGGAGUAGGAAAAUCCCGGCUGCUGCCCAUGGACACCAGCGUGUACGAGAGCCCCUACAGUGACCCUGAGGAGCUGAAGGACAAGAAGCUGUUCCUGAAGAGGGACCACCUGAUGAUUGAUGAGGUGGAGCUGGGCGCAGGAAAUUUUGGCUGUGUCAAGAAGGGAGUUUACAAAAUGAGGAAGAAGCAGAUUGACGUGGCCAUCAAGGUGCUGAAGAGCAACAACGAGAAGACAGUGAAGGAUGAGAUGAUGAAGGAAGCUCAGAUCAUGCACCAGCUGGACAACCCCUACAUUGUGAGAAUGAUCGGGGUGUGCGAGGCCGAGUCGCUGAUGCUCGUGAUGGAGAUGGCUUCUGGAGGGCCCCUCAACAGGUUCUUGGCUUCCAAGAAGGAUGAGAUUACAAUGAGCAACAUCGUGGAGCUUAUGCACCAGGUGUCCAUGGGCAUGAAGUACCUGGAGGAGAAGAACUUUGUCCACAGGGACCUGGCAGCCAGGAAUGUCCUGCUGGUCAACCAGCACUACGCCAAGAUCAGUGACUUUGGGCUCUCCAAGGCUCUGGGAGCUGAUGACAGCUACUACAAGGCCAGGACAGCAGGGAAGUGGCCCUUGAAGUGGUACGCCCCCGAGUGCAUCCUCUUCCACAAGUUCUCCAGCAAGAGCGACGUCUGGAGCUACGGUGUGACCAUGUGGGAGGCCUUCAGCUUCGGGCAGAAACCCUACAAGAAAAUGAAGGGCCCUGAGGUGAUCAGCUUCAUAGAGCAGGGCAAGCGCAUGGACUGUCCCCAGGAGUGCCCAGCAGAGAUGUACUCCCUGAUGCAGCAGUGCUGGACAUACAGAUGGGAAGAACGUCCAGGGUUUGUGGCUGUGGAGAACACCAUCCGCUCCUACUACUACAGCAUUGCUGCCAAACCUGAAAAUGGGCCAGACCCAGGGGACAAGGCCAAAGCAGCUCUUCCCUGAGACUCCUCCUCUGCUCCUCCACCUGCCCUGAAUGGGCCUGGAAAGGCUCUUUGUGAAGUUUUGCUUUA
Agelaius phoeniceus (red-winged blackbird) is the source of this 2040-nucleotide messenger RNA. RefSeq names its product zeta chain of T cell receptor associated protein kinase 70 (gene ZAP70). The record is from RefSeq and is a predicted model, not a curated record. Gene Ontology annotation, biological process: intracellular signal transduction; protein phosphorylation. NCBI's taxonomy places the organism in Eukaryota, Metazoa, Chordata, Aves, Passeriformes, Icteridae. Gene Ontology annotation, molecular function: non-membrane spanning protein tyrosine kinase activity; ATP binding. Gene Ontology annotation, cellular component: cytoplasm.